GCAUCUCAAAUCCAAAUCCAUUUAUACUGCUUGUCUUGUAGAGGGCUGCAGAGUGUAGGACUAAAUAUGUUUGUUUAGUUUGGAGGACUGGUUAAAAAUGCAUCUGUUCUCUUAGUGCUGUUACACUUGCAUGAUUGUCACUUUGUGCAUGCAGUUUCUUCUGCUAUACGUUACCGUCUAUCCAUCUUUCUCUUAGGGAUGCUUUUCAAUCAUGGCAUUUUUUAAUUCCCCACAGGAGAAACUGGUAGUAAUACCUACUACGUGCCUCACUGCAAGUCUCCAAAAGACUCCCUCUCUCUAUCUUUUACUGGGGCUGCGGUCACGUGUUUAGGUGUGAAACUACGUUAAGUCACAGGUGAACAGCAGCGUUAGUCCACUCCUGUCCUCUGCCAGACGCAAACAACGGGAGGAAGAAACCUCACGAUUCAUCACAGACCAAUAAUCAGCCGUCUGAGUUUUGAAACAUGUUUUCAAAACCCUGGGUAGAGAAAUAUUUCUUGAUCUGACCCAAGAAUCUGAAAUGGACAUGCGUGCAGCGGAGCAAGAGAGGAACUCUUAAUAAAUGCGGUGAAGUGUCAGAAGGAUUUCUUUCUCUUUACGGUCUCCGGCUUGUCUUUUGUUGCUGUGCAGGGACGACGCGUGAUGCACUGGACUUAAUAUCGACCAGCGAAUUCGCAGGCUAAUGAAACACUUUGUCAUUCCGUUUCUUUCUUUGCGUUUCUGUAACCCUGUGAGAAAGCAGCAAAACAUCACUGUAGUGCAGUGGCGAUGGACCUUCGCUUCCAGAUCCUGGCUAUGCAUGCUUUUGAGUCACCCCCCAUUUGCGUGCCUGCUUUUGUGAAAUGCGUUACUUAUGAAUAUAUGUCCUGCUUGUCUGACUUUUUAAAAGAGAUGCGGAUGCUCAGAAUGUUUUUCAGUCGGUGUGCAUGAGAGAUGGCGUCCAAACCGCCCCAAGUCCAACAGUCUUUAUAUGCACAUUUGACCUGUUCGGAUGGAUAAUGGCAGUUUACUCCACAGGUGAAUGAAUAUCGGCUCAGCUUAUAUUAAUAGGUUGUAUUCUGAAGCUAUUUUCUAAUUAGACUGAUCUUCACGCACACUGACAAUGGAUCUCAAAGUGGAAGCCGAAGAAACUGACUCAAAUCAGCCUCCACCCAUAGAAGUUUUUGCGCACAGCUCCAGCUUGCACGGAAUCUCUCACAUCUUCACGUACGAGCGGUUCUGCAUCAAACGCUGCCUGUGGAUCCUGUUUUUCUUGAGCUCCCUGACCUUCCUGUUGUACGUGUGCGUGGACCGGAUCCACUUCUACCUCGAGUACCCGCACGUCACCAAACUGGACGAGGUCACGACCCCAAUCAUGACGUUCCCAGCGGUCACUUUUUGCAACCUGAACGCGUUCAGGUUCAGCCGGGUGACGCGCAAUGACCUGUACCACGCAGGGGAGCUGCUGGCCCUGCUCAACCAGAGAUAUGAGAUCAGGGACGUACACCUUGUGGAGGAGAGUGUUCUGGAGAGCCUGAAGGUCAAAGCCGACUUCCACAAUUUCAAGCCACGACCUUUCAACAUGCGGGAAUUUUAUGACCGGACCGGUCACGACAUAAAUGACAUGUUGCUGUCCUGCCAUUUCCAGGGGACCGAGUGCAGAGCGGAGGACUUCAGAGUGGUCUUCACUCGCUACGGGAAGUGUUACACCUUUAACGGAGGUGGUGACGGACGGCCUGUCCUAAUCACCACCAAGGGAGGUAUGGGUAAUGGCCUCGAGCUCAUGCUGGACAUUCAGCAAGAUGAAUACCUGCCAGUCUGGGGAGACACAGACGAGACAUCGUUUGAAGCUGGGAUCAAGGUUCAGAUCCACAGCCAGGACGAGCCAUCCUUCAUCGACCAGCUCGGGUUCGGAGUGGCGCCCGGCUUCCAGACAUUUGUUUCCUGCCAAGAACAAAGGCUGAUAUAUCUUCCCCCACCCUGGGGAGACUGUAAGGUGACGCCCAUGGAUUCAGACUUCUUUGAUAGGUACAGCAUUACAGCCUGUCGCAUUGACUGUGAAACACGCUACCUGGUGGACAACUGCAACUGUCGCAUGGUGCACAUGCCUGGCGAUGCACCGUACUGCACCCCUGAGCUGUACAAAGAAUGUGCUGAUCCAGCUCUUGAUUUCCUGGUGGAGAGAGACAGUGAUUUCUGUGUGUGUGAGACACCGUGCAACAUGACCAGAUACAGCAAAGAGCUGUCCUUCGUCAAGAUCCCCAGCAAGGCCUCUGCCAAAUAUCUCGCAAAGAAAUACAACAAAUCUGAGCAGUAUAUUAAGGAGAACAUCCUGGUGUUAGACAUCUUUUUUGAGGCUCUCAACUAUGAAACGAUUGAACAGAAGAAGGCGUAUGAAGUGGCUGGACUUUUAGGUACAGCUUUAAUGGAAGCCUUUACAGUGUGCGCUGUAGACGGGCUGUCUGUUUUUGUAGAAGGUUGUGUUUCUAAGGGAAUCUUCUGUUUUCUUAUUGCAGGUGAUAUUGGUGGUCAAAUGGCGCUUUUUAUUGGGGCAAGCAUACUGACUAUUCUGGAGAUAUUUGACUACCUUUAUGAGGUGAUAAAGUACAAGCUGUGUCGCUGCUCUGAUAAUAAGCACAAGCACAACAGCAACAACGACCAGGGAACAGUCCUGAGCUUAGAUGAUGUCAAGUGUCACGUCAGUAACUUUCACUAAAUGGCUGUGAGGAUGAAGCCGCUCUCUUACCUCUGAGCCACGUCAUAGACUUUAUUCUUUGCCAUUUGCCAGGCUGCAACAGAGAAAGUGUUUGAACUGUGCCUGGUGACGGUUUGUGAACAACAAGGUGGAAUACAGUAAUGUGGAUAUUGGUAAGGGGACAGACACCAAGCGGAAUACAGUGCUCAACAUGUCCUGAAUUCAAAGACGUUCAAAUAACUGCAUGGUCAUGUGUAAACAGCUUUUAAAGAAAUAGUAUAUCGACCCAUGAACUAAGUGAAUGCUCAUAUGUGUUCAGUACACGAGCAUUACAAAUCCCAGCUGUGUAGUGGUGUUUGUCAUCUGUCAUUUUGAAGGAGCUUUUCUAAAAUAAUUGGUGUGACAGAUUUAUUCAAACUCACAAAAUGUCAUUUGUUUUGUUUAGACUUUAGUAUGUCAGCACUGUAUACUUUUCACCUCCCUCCUUCAAUGAAUGUUGAUAAUACUUUAUUUUAAGGUGUCCAUAAAUUCCAAUUUAUUUCCAAAUAAUCUCAUAAGACAUUUCCUGGAAAUAACUAUAUACAGUUAUUUGGUGCUAAGUCUAUAUAUUUUGGUACCUCAGAAUGUUAACCUAACACAACUUGAGACUUUUAUUUAGAGGAUAGCAGGGGAGCUGCAACUGCCAAAUGUGAAAUGUGUCGACAGUGUAUAAUUAAGCAUAAAAGAAUGGAAAUUAUAUAUUUAUUUAAACAGACUAGUAAGAAAUAUCACUGGGGUUUAAAUGGAGAGCUUUCUUUCAUAGAAAUGAAGCUGUGAUAAACCACUAAAAUAGUCUGUUUUUCAUAUGCUUAGUACCAAACUAUAUGGUUCUUUCCAGGAAAUGUUCAGUAAAUUAUUGAGAAUUACAGGACCUGUACAACAAAGUGUUAACGGUUUAUUUUCAUCUACUGUAAUUCUUUUUCACCAGAUUUUUCUGUUCAUUUUAUGCAACCUCGUCUUAAGACAACGUUCCCUUGUUAGGCCCUGAACAUGAGCGUUCUGCCAGUAUACUGUACUACCUCAUCUUGAAAGGUGACAGUACCAUGAAGACUACAAGUCAACAUUAAUAACAGAAGGUCAUUUUAUGUACAGAAAUAUAAAUAGAGAAGAUUGAGAAAGUAGCAUUAAAGCAAGCCUACGGUAGGUAACAUCUGCUGAGCAGCAGUCAUAGUCAUGUCACAGCACAGAUAAAACUAAUACACCUAAUAUGAUUAAUGCUUCAGUUUCAGGCUUCUGGUGUUGUGCAUGCCAGCUCAGCGACAGGGCUUACAGGACACUUCAACAACAUGGAGCCAUAUAGUUAAUGUUAUUAGUAACACCUGUGCUUUUCUAUGAUGAGUUAAAAUGUCUACUGUGAAAAAGGCUCAAGUCACAACAGGAUAAUGGUAAACGCUAGUUUGUAGUGUAACAGAACCACUAGUUGUAGAGUCGGAAAACUGAUCCAGUAACAUCCAUUAUGCAGCAGUAUCUCACUAAUGUUUGCUAACAUUAGCACAACAAGCUACUGUCAGACCAGAAGAAGCAAAAGCAAAAUGUCUGAAGGUACUGAAGUGAAUGAACAAUAGUUUGAAAUAACAUGUUUGAUUUCUGACAGAGUUUGAUGAGAAGAUUGAUACAACUUUCAUAUCAAGAAAUAUGAAGCUAUAUCCAAUAUCUAGAAGUGUGGGAAAUAGCUAAACAGUUUCUCUCAAAUGGUAACAGAACCCACCUAGCAGCACCUCUAAAGUUCACUAAGACAUAAGGUGUUUUGUUUGUACAAAAACCAAAACAAGUUAUAUACGGUUUAUGUUCACCUUUGGACAGAUCCAGGCCAUCUUUGUGCAAAUCUACAGUAUAUAGGAUUAUGGCUACUGUAAAAAA
Messenger RNA from Monopterus albus (swamp eel), 4573 nucleotides. Its product is annotated as acid-sensing ion channel 1-like. Gene Ontology annotation, cellular component: plasma membrane. Bases 1103 to 2695 code for a protein of 530 amino acids. The transcript has 9 exons. NCBI's taxonomy places the organism in Eukaryota, Metazoa, Chordata, Actinopteri, Synbranchiformes, Synbranchidae. Gene Ontology annotation, biological process: sodium ion transmembrane transport. Gene Ontology annotation, molecular function: ligand-gated sodium channel activity. The record is from RefSeq and is a predicted model, not a curated record.